AUGGAAAGGGAAAAUUAUUCAAGAGUCUCUGAAUUCAUCCUCCUCGGCCUUUCAGACCAGCCAGAGCAGAAGAGGUUCAUGUUCCUUGUAUUCCUGAUUAUGUAUCUGAUCACAGGGCUGGGAAAUUUGCUCAUCAUCCUGGCCAUCAGGACAGACUCACGUCUGGACACCCCCAUGUACUUCUUCCUUAGCAACUUGUCCCUGGUUGACAUCUGCUACACCUCUACCACCAUCCCCAAGAUGCUAGUUAAUUAUAUAUCUGGGAACAAAGUAAUUCUUUAUGUCAGCUGCCUGGCACAAGUCUUCUUCUUCAGUUGGUUUGCAGCAAUAGAUAGUAUCCUCCUUGCCUCCAUGGCCUAUGACCGCUACAUGGCUAUCUGUGCACCAUUACACUAUACAAUGGCCAUGACCCCAAGGGUCUGUGUCCUUCUGGUAGCAGUGUGCUGGUUUUGGGCUUGUGCUAAUGCCCUGACACAUACUAUUCUGCUGACCCAACUCUCAUUCUGCGGCCACACUGAAAUCCCUCAUUUCUUCUGUGACCUCAAUGUGGUGAUAAGAUUGUCCUGCUCAGAUACCUUCAUCAAUGACUUGGUGAUCUACACAGUGGGAGGACUGACAGCUGUAAUUCCAUUCAUUGGCAUUCUAAUCUCCUACAUUCACAUUUUUGUGGCUGUUCUCAGGAUACCAUCAGCUCAAGGGAAAUGGAAAGUUUUCUCCACCUGUGGCUCUCACCUCACUGUGGUCUGUCUCUUCUAUGGAACAAUUAUUGGAGUGUACUUUAACCCAACAUCUGCCCACACAACACAACAGGAUACAGUUGCAGCUGUGAUGUACACUGUGGUCACCCCCAUGCUGAACCCUUUCAUCUAUAGCCUAAGGAACAAGGACAUGAAAGGAGCCCUGAGAAUGCUCCUCACUAGGAAACCCAGCCUUGCUCUGUAA
Molecule: messenger RNA, 942 nt
Organism: Trichosurus vulpecula (common brushtail)
Lineage: Eukaryota; Metazoa; Chordata; Mammalia; Diprotodontia; Phalangeridae
Product: olfactory receptor 1361-like
Exons: 1
Coding region: 1-942 (313 amino acids)
Biological process (GO): G protein-coupled receptor signaling pathway
Cellular component (GO): membrane
Molecular function (GO): olfactory receptor activity; G protein-coupled receptor activity
Source: RefSeq, a predicted model, not a curated record